Messenger RNA from Esox lucius (northern pike), 2695 nucleotides. RefSeq names its product spondin 2a, extracellular matrix protein (gene spon2a). Gene Ontology annotation, cellular component: extracellular matrix. The transcript is spliced from 6 exons. NCBI's taxonomy places the organism in Eukaryota, Metazoa, Chordata, Actinopteri, Esociformes, Esocidae. The coding region runs from base 241 to 1242 and encodes 333 amino acids. The record is from RefSeq and is a predicted model, not a curated record. Gene Ontology annotation, biological process: cell adhesion.
GAGCUGGAAGGUGAAACUGCCUAAUAUGGCCCAAUCCCAGGCACUGUGGUUAUGUCAUCAGCUAGUGGUUUACAAUGUAAUUCACUGUUGACCUGGCUAGUGUAAGAGAAUGUGUGACGAGGAGACUGUGUUUGUGUAGGCCUGUCAGUGUGAACGCUGGCCUUGCAUCCACCGUUUAGUGUGUGAGGUUGGUCAGUUAGUUGGAUCUCUGUAAACUGGUGUGACUCCAACCCAGAGCAGAUGAUGUCAUCAGAGUUCCUGUUCUGUGGUUGGCUGCAGCAGUUGCUGGUGUUGCUGCUGAAGCUCACCCUAUCCGGUGCCAUACCAACAAAUGGGACAGAUUGCACGGCUAGAGGUCCCGCCUCCUAUAUCCUGGUCUUCACAGGCCAGUGGAGCCCUCAGACUUUCCCAAAACAGUACCCACUGUUCCGUCCCCCUGCACAGUGGUCCAAGCUUAUAGCCAUCACCCAUAACGGGCAGCACCGGCUGUUCCAGGAGGGUGCUCUGGCCAGUGUGGGGCUGCAGAACUUUGCUGAGGUGGGGGUGACGGUGGAGCUGGUGAAAGGAGCCAAGGAGGCCAGGAAGAGACGGGCGGUCGGCGCCAUGUACAGAACGGCGGGCAUCCCCACUGGCAUCGGGCACAGCUCCACAGAACUGCUGCUUCAAACACGGAGUCCACUGCUUUCUCUGAUGGUGAAGAUGAUUCCUAGUCCUGAUUGGUUUGUGGGGGUGGACAGUCUUAACCUCUGUGAGGGUGGCCAGUGGAAACAGGAAGUGACCCUUGACCUCCAGCCUUUUGACGCAGGAACGGACAGCGGCUUCACUUUCUCCUCACCCAACUACCCCACGGUCCCCCAGGAAAACAUCACACGGAUAACUUCCCAGAUGCCCAACCACCCAGCCAACUCUUUCUACUAUCCCCGUCUUACUGAGCUCCCACCCAUAGCCUCCAUACAGCUAACCAGACAGAGCCGCUCACCUGCUCAUCAAACUCCCUUGUCCAAUCACAUCCUUCCUCACCCUAUCAACCCUCUCAGCACACGGCGCUUUUCAGAAACCCCGUUGGACUGUGAGGUGUCCAUGUGGUCAUCCUGGGGCCUAUGUCUGGGUCCCUGCUCCAGGGGAGGGGUCCGUCACCGUACCCGAUACAUCCUCCUGCGACCAGCUAACUCUGGAACCCCCUGUCCUGAGUUGGAAGAGCAGAGCGAGUGCACACCACGCAACUGCUUGAAGCACCACUGACCCCCGACCAGAGUAGGGUGAAGUAGUCCCAAGACACUGGUCUAAAGUCAGUUUUAGUUUUUGGCCAGUAGGUUUAGGAUCACGUUGGGGACAGUAAGCUGAUCCUAGAUCUGGUUGGAGCCACGCUCCUGCGUGUCUCCAUGGUAACACUGGGACUCAUCCUGUAUAUUUUAGCCGGAUUCUGAAAAGGAGCCAAAAAAAGACCACAAUGAUGCAAUAAGUCGACUCUUUUACUGAAGAAAACCAAUCUCUAGACCCGGCGUGGUCUUGGUAUGAAAGUCUCUGCCAACCCAAAUAAACUCCAGGACUUACAAUGACAAACACAAUUGUGGACUGUUGACAGCAGAGCAAGCUGACAUUGUCAGUGGACAUGAUGAGAGGCCGACAACUAUGUAUCAUGUUUUCUUUGGUGUGCACACAUGCAUUCUUUGGUCCAGACACACACAUGCACAGAAAGUCCUUGCACAUAAAUAAUACACUCUCUCUUUUGUGGACACUGGGGCAUUGAUUUACAUGGGAAUCCUAUACGAUGCUAAGCGCUUAGCUAUCAUUCAACAUAACCACACAGGCAUAUUUAUAAAUACCCCUUUUGCUAGGCACAACUGAUGACUAACUAUAGGCUGGUACCCAAUGUCAGAAACCCCUAGCCAAUUUGGAGUAGGGGGGGGGGGGGUUAUAAAUAAAAAAGGGAAACUGUUUUAUCAAAUAUAUAAGUAUAUGUAUACAGCGUAUGUUUUCAUUUCUUUACAUUUGUAGGAUACAUUUUGUAUAUAGUGUUUUGUUGUACUGUUGUAUCUCAUGCUGAAAUAAAUGUGGAGGUGUUUCUGUAAAUAGAAAUGUCAGUGUUCUUUGGCUUCUGCCAAUGCCAACAUAUUAGUCCAAAUGUUAAACUGCUGUCACAGUGAAGAACGCCCUUGAAUGAUGUCUAAUAGGAGGUCCAGUCAUUCAAAAUGACAUCAACAUAUUUCUGGCUUGUAUGCCAGAGUGUAAUUUUAACAGGAUUGACACUCUUGUAUUGGUCUGGCCAAGGCCUUUACCUACAUAAAUAAAUGUAUGGAGUUCUAUGUAUAUAAUUCAGUGACAUGGACAUUGAUAUGGUAGAUUAUGUCAUAUCAACAGAAAUAAAAGAGGGCAAAGCACUAAACUCCUAACCCAUUGGUCCUCAUAAGUCUCCCAGACAUGCCAGAUUCUAUGCAAUUAGUGAUCCAAAAAUGUAAUCCAUAUGGCUUCCAAUGGAUUUUAUUUUCUCAGUCACAAUGGUUUCAGAUGUGGAAAUACCGUGCAUUAUCUAUAGUAAUGUUAAAACAUUUACUCAUGUUCCAAACACCAGUAUUUAGUAUAUAUUAGCCACAAUAUCUGCUGGUUAUAUCCUAGCCUCAAAAAAUAUUGGUUAUUCCUCAGCCUAAGUACAGCUCCAGAAGAAAUUAAGAGACCACUGCACCUUUUUCUUUCC